Parathielavia appendiculata is the source of this 1029-nucleotide messenger RNA. RefSeq lists its product as uncharacterized. Bases 1 to 1029 code for a protein of 342 amino acids. The transcript has a single exon. The record is from RefSeq and is a predicted model, not a curated record. Gene Ontology annotation, cellular component: mitochondrion. NCBI's taxonomy places the organism in Eukaryota, Fungi, Ascomycota, Sordariomycetes, Sordariales, Chaetomiaceae.
AUGCGGCGGACAUUUCUCAGCGCACGGCCGUCGCGCGCCGUUUAUCACGCUUUCGUCGGUCAACGAGCGCGACGCACGUAUGCCACGGUGCCCACCAAGGAUGACUCCCCGCCGUCGCCAAUUAUGCCGUCCAAGGAGCAGGCGCACCCUGUCGGGCCCUUUUACGAGGCCAUCCUCCGCACUCCCAAGCCAUUCCCCCAGAAGAAGCCUGAAGAGCCGCCGGUGACAUCCCAGGAGUCGCCCGCGGCCGAGGAGAAGCCCUCGCAACCGGCAGCCGAGGACAAGGCGGCCGCUGACGAAGACAAGAAGCCCGCGGCACGGCGCCCUCGCAAACCGAAACAGCCCGCCGCCGCCCCCAACAAGGACGAGACCCCCAAGGCCAAGUCGGUUCCCUCUUCAUCCUCCUCUCCCUCAUUCAUACCUACUCCUUCCACCCCGGAGACCCGAGCAGACAAGAACCCGCCAUCUAACAACGACCCCGCAUCACAGGCCCGCAUCAUCAUCGGGUCCCGCCUAGCCGGCCCCGCCGAGCGCGCCGAGCGGCUGGCCCGCCUCCGCGCCGAGAGCCGCCUCGUCGCCGGCGUGCUGGUGCCGCCCAAGCCCGAGGAGCCCGACAACUGCUGCAUGAGCGGUUGCGUCAACUGCGUGUGGGAUCGGUACCGCGACGAGAUGGAGGAGUGGGCUUUUCGGAGCGCCGAGGCCGAGCGCAGGCUGCGGGCGAUGGAGGCCGGCGGGCAGGUCGGCGCCACCGAGGAGAGUUUUGAGGCGGUGGAGGAGCGCGGGCGGGGGAUGCAGCUGGGCGUGCAUGACGAGGUUAUGGAUCGGAUGGAUGAGGAUGGCGGUGGUUCUUCUUCCUGUGUAACUCUGGGCUGGGACGGGGUUAGUAAAGGCGGGGCAACGGGGAGGAUUGUCAAAGAUUUCUGGGAUGAGGAGCUGUAUAAAAACGUGCCGGUGGGAUUUAGAGAGUUUAUGAAGCAGGAGAAGAGGUUAAAGGAGAAGCAUAUGCGAGAGGCGACAAUGGGUGGGUAA